AUGUCAUUUUCGACCCAGACGCACGUAUCCUCCACAGAGUUGGCCGGAAUUGCUGGUUCGUCUACAGAAGAGAAUGGACUCCAUCAUGAUGAUAUCCAAAAUGAGAAAUCGAAAGAGGGGAAAGAGUUAAAUCAAGCUACACCUGACCAGCCAGAGAUAGGUCCAGGAUCUGGACAAGGGCAACCACUGGAGUUUCCUGAGGGAGGUUUCAGGGGCUGGGCAACAGUUUUCGGAGCUUUUUGGGUACAGUUUUGUGGCUUUGGAUAUACAGGUUCAUUUGGUGUUUAUCAAGACUUUUACACUCAAACGUACUUGGCCAGCGAGUCUUCUUCAGCGAUCUCAACUGAUACUGACAAAUGCAUCAUCUGUCUUAGUUGGAUUGGUAGUGUGAAUGCCUUUUUGGUUAUUGCAAGUGGAUUGGUUGUAGGAAGGUUGUACGAUAGAGGGUAUUUUUACUCACUAGCGAUAGGCGGUGCACUGCUAUACUCGUUUUCUCUUUUUAUGCUAUCUUUGGCUAAGCCUAAUCAAUAUUACCAAAUUUUUCUCAGUCAAUCCUUGGGAGCUGGUAUUGGUGCAGGAAUGAUCUAUAUACCGAGCAUAGCUGUUGUAUCGCAUUAUUUCCAGAGACGGAGAUCACUCGUUAUGACACUAGUCGCGUCAGGCUCAUCUCUGGGAUCCAUAUUACAUCCUAUCAUGCUCAACAACACUCUUAAUGGGCCUCUUGGGUUUGGAAAUAGCGUGCGGGCUAGUGCUGGUCUCAUCAGCGGUUUAUUAGUAGUUUCUUGUCUCACAAUGCGCCCUCGUCUCCCCCCACCAGCAACAAGGACGAAUUAUCUCCUAGCUGCUAAGAAGUUCUCGCAUGAUUCGGCUUUCGUUUUGGCUACAUUAGGGAUGCCUUUAUUUACUAUGGGUUACUAUUUUCCGCUCUUCUAUAUCCAGUUGGAUUCCAUCACGCAUGGCCUUAACCAGACGUUCUCGUUCUACUCAUUGGUCAUCCUUAAUGCAUCGAGCCUUGUAGGUCGGAUUUCCUCCGGAUUCCUCGCCGACUAUUUUGGCGUUCCGAACAUGGUUAUAGUUUCAAUGUUCGGCGGGGCCGUUUCAAUAUUAGGAAUGAUAGGGCUCAGUAGCCUUGCCAGCGUUGUCAUCCUUGGUAUCAUCUAUGGAUGGUUUGCUGGAGUCUACAUUGCUUUGAUGGCUCCACUAAUAACAGUUUUGACUGAUGAUUUCUCUGAGCUGGGGGCACGCAUGGGCAUUGCUUUUGCUAUCACAGGACUUGGAGGGCUAAUUGGUCAACCAAUCGCAGGUGCUCUGCUAACCAAUGACUAUAUCUGGUGGAGACCUGCUCUGUUCUGCGGUAUAAUGUCCCUUAGUGGAUGCUGCUUAUUAAUCGCGAUGAGAAUCGUCCUUGGACGUCGGAAGCGAGCACAAUCGGCACCAUUGAAGGCGAAGGUUUGA
Messenger RNA from Serpula lacrymans var. lacrymans S7.9, 1455 nucleotides. RefSeq lists its product as uncharacterized. Bases 1 to 1455 code for a protein of 484 amino acids. Gene Ontology annotation, biological process: transmembrane transport. The record is from RefSeq and is a predicted model, not a curated record. Gene Ontology annotation, cellular component: fungal-type vacuole membrane. The transcript has 14 exons. Gene Ontology annotation, molecular function: transmembrane transporter activity. NCBI's taxonomy places the organism in Eukaryota, Fungi, Basidiomycota, Agaricomycetes, Boletales, Serpulaceae.